Gadus macrocephalus (Pacific cod) is the source of this 2164-nucleotide messenger RNA. RefSeq names its product CD276 molecule (gene cd276). The record is from RefSeq and is a predicted model, not a curated record. Lineage: Eukaryota; Metazoa; Chordata; Actinopteri; Gadiformes; Gadidae.
UCAUGACAUCACCGCUGGACAAAGCGGCAAGGAGUGGUUUCACAGAGACGAUCCAAAACCAAACGAUAGGAAAUAAAGAGUGGUACAUUGUGGCAGAUAAGUAGACAACCGGAGUAGUUGCACACUUUAGAUCCCAUUUUGGAUAUCCCGGCUGUUGGCUUCGGUCAGAGAAGUGUUGAGAGUGACACGUUGCUGCGAACUGUUCCCCAAAAUAAGAUCAACCGCAAGUAUCACUGCCGCUGGAUGGUUGCUGAUCCUAAACUUUUGCUCCUCUAUCAUGCUCUGCAUCUGAGGCCCCACGAGGCCCACGGCUCCCAGUCUCCCUUAAGGACCAUGCUGUCCCUCCUGCUGCUCUCCCUGCUGGUGGUCCGGUCUCGGGCCAUGCAGGUGCACGUGCCCGAGCUGCCGGUGGUCGCCCUGCAGGGCCACGACACCGUCCUCAACUGCACCUUCAGCGGCACGGCGCCCUUCUCCCCCUCCGACAUCAGCGUGUUCUGGCAGCUGACGGACACCAAGCGCAGCGUGCACGGCUACUGGGACGGCCGGGACCAGCUGGUGGACCAGGCCGAGGCCUUCUCCGGCCGCACCGCCCUGCCCCCCGAGCGGCUGCGCCACGGCGACGCCUCGCUGCUCCUGCGGCGGGUGGAGGUGGCGGACGAGGGCAGCUACACCUGCUUCGUCAGGGUGCAGAACUACAGCAGCUCCGCCCUGCUGCUGCAGGUGGCCGCCGCAUAUUCCAACCCAGCGGUGACCCUGCCCCCGGACUCGAACCUGCGGCCAGGCGACGAGAUGGACCUGAGCUGCGUGUCGUACGGCGGCUACCCGGAGGCCGAGGUGCUGCAGGACGGGGGCGGACGCAACCUGACGGACAACGUCACCAGCUCGCUGGUGGCCAAUGAGGACGGGCUGUUCAGCGUCCACAGCGUGCUGAGCAUCAUCCUGGUGCCCAACAGCACCUACACCUGCCGCCUCAACAACCCGGUGCUGGGGGACCAAGGGCACAUGUCGGUCACCAUCACUGGUCAGAAUAUGGCGUUCCCCCCGGUGGCUUUGUGGGUGACGGUGGGUCUGGCCGUCUGUCUGCUGGCGCUGCUCAUCGCUCUGGCUGCCGUCUGCCGACGGAAGAUCAAAGAGAGCUGUGAGGAGGCCAGGAGAGAAGCUGAGGAGUCCAAGGAGCUAGAAGAGGAGGGGUCAAAGACAGCCAUGAUGCCUCUGAAAAGCGAAAGUCCCCCGAGCUAAGGAUGUGGUCCAAGAGGACAGGAAGCAGAUGAGUCUGGAGACUAAUCCCUCCCAUCCUGUCAAUCCCCUUGGACACCGUCUCCCCCCCCCCGGUCUCUCCCACCAUGUCAAAGCCUCGCUGGGCAGGAGAGACUCCAUCAUGGUAUCGCCGUCAGAGACUUACCCCCUGGAUUCCCAAAACACAACACAGAAUUUGUACAAUCCUUUCAUAAUUUGUCGUAGUAGUAUUACAUCCCUCCCCCUGUCCGUCGCUCGAUCAAUGUGCGCCGCCUCCCCGAAACAAACAGGGAGGGCAAACGUCUUGUGUGCGACGCAACGUACCAAAGACAAACUCUCUUUGGAUCUGGAUUCAAACUGGAUCGGGCGGGCACUACUUCUUGCCUCCCCGGUUCAGACAUGGCUCUCUGUAAGUGUGUGAUGUGGCAUGUGCUUGACUUCCCCCUGCUUAAUAGGAAACGAGGAGCAUGAAGGAUGAUGACCCGGGCCUUGGCGGCCGUCACGAACGUCUCCGCCGGUAACGGAGCGCUUCUCCGCCAUUACUCCCGCGGCGGCUAAUUAGCUUCUGUCGCCCAAGUAACUUGAAGCUGUCAGUGUGCGCCUUCGCCCGCCGUGCUCGAUAACUAGAGGGAAUUAGUGUAGGACUGCCGGCAGACCGCUAGCGAAAUUGCGAAUGUUGCAUGAGAUGCGUGUCUUUCUCCACUGAGCUGCCAGCGCUGUGUGUAAGAAGUGUUGUUUUUUUUAGGAAUGGUGUUGUUGGUUAUGUGUCCACGUUGGGAUGUUUUUUAUCAACUUAGAGGUUGUUGUUAUGCGUCAUGUUAGUAACUGAACAAUGCCCAGUGCCUAAACGUCGUGUUCAUGUCAAAGACUGUUGUUAUUUCUCUAAAAUAAUAGUGCCUAUUUGCAUUAAAAAGACAAGGUAACACCG